GUGUUGGCCGCGUGGGCCGUCAGCUUCCUGGUCCAGUGCGACCCCUUUGCCGUCUACUUAGUCCACCUCCUCCUGUGGUUUCUUCUCGAUUAUGUGCUCUUAUGUAUAGUUCAGAACGGUUCCAUACCAUUCAGUAAGACUGACUUUGUGGUGGCCUGGAUGUUGAGGGAGUGCUGUGCUCUCAUACUGUUUAUCAGAGCCCUAUGGGAACCGGACAUAAAGUGGAGGACCGGCACGUUUAAGCUGAUGUGGGGCGGUGUGGCCCAAGAAGUGAAAACAAAAUUAUAGCAUU
Messenger RNA from Oppiella nova, 292 nucleotides. The record is from the annotation of a GenBank genome assembly. NCBI's taxonomy places the organism in Eukaryota, Metazoa, Arthropoda, Arachnida, Sarcoptiformes, Oppiidae.